AUGAUUUGGGAAAAAAGAAACUACGGUAUACAAGUAGACGCCAUAAACUGGAAGAAUUAUGACUUUGAGCACGCGAAAUCAGCGGAUCUCUUGGUAUCCGUUGGUGGUGAUGGGACCUUUCUAAGCACUGCUCUCCGAAUUACCGAGAAGGACAAGCCUAUCAUCGGAAUAAACAGCAAUCCCCAAUCCUCAGAAGGCAGUCUCUGCUUGCCUCGAUAUUGGUACAAGAAAAUUCCGGUAAUUGUGGAUAGACUAGUGAACGGACAGUUCAAUCGGCGUUUUCGCCAUCGGAUCCGGCUUCUCGUGUCAACGUCACCGACUCAGCUGGUUUCUCUAGAUACAAUUACUCCGCGCAUUGUUGAGUCGCAUGCAUUGCAUUCGUAUCUCUCUGACGAAGAUAGUGUAGGGGAACCGGCAGUCCCUAACCUUUCCCCUGACUACCUUCUUCCUGUGCGGGCGUUAAACGACGUCUUUAUUAGUGCUUGUUUGAGCGCCAGGGUCUCCCGUUAUGAAAUAUCAGUGGAUGAAGAAAUGGCAGUACCUCAGAAGUCAAGCGGUCUACUGGUGUGCACAGGUACUGGCUCCUCCUCAUGGUACCGAAGCCUUCACCAGGUGGAUGUUCACCUUGUUUCACGUCUCCUUUAUCUUGCAUCUGCCUCUCAUUCUGAUAACGCUGCAGCAGCUGAAGUUGCUGAACGUUUCAAUCGUGAUCUGGUCUUCCCCUCCGAUUCUACCCUUAUGGCUUACUCAGUUCGCGAUCUAAUCACUAAUCAUGUCUUUAAAUUUGGUUCUCCUCGUGGUUUUGCAAAAAAAUUGCGAGUGGUCUCACGCAUGGAUGAUGCGUAUCUCUUCGUUGACGGAUGGCUGGCACUACCUUUCGAUAACGGUGCAUCCGUUGAACUCUCCAUCCACUCUGACGAUGCGCUUUGCGUGAUCGACUUUGACGACAGCACCAUCGGCUGA
This is a messenger RNA of Hydatigera taeniaeformis, 963 nucleotides long. Lineage: Eukaryota; Metazoa; Platyhelminthes; Cestoda; Cyclophyllidea; Taeniidae. The record is from the annotation of a GenBank genome assembly.